GUUUUUCCGCGGCUGAGGUUGGUUCAUGGUGCCUGCGUGAGGGACAUUGGAUGACUUUGUGUUGUGUUUAGCCGGUGUAGUCGCCUUUCAUUCAUUUUGACAGUGAAAAGAGAUCGUCAACACGAUGGAGGCUCUUAUUCCUGUCAUUAACAAACUCCAGGAUGUUUUUAACACAGUGGGCGCAGAUAUUAUCCAGCUGCCACAGAUUGCAGUGGUGGGAACGCAGAGCAGUGGGAAGAGCUCUGUGCUGGAGAGUUUGGUUGGCAAAGACCUCCUGCCCCGUGGGACGGGUAUCGUCACCCGCAGACCUCUCAUCCUGCAGCUGGUUCACGUAGACCCAGAGGACAGGCGAAAGACUGGAGAGGAGAACGACCCCAAUGCCUGGAAAAAUGGACGCCUUUUCAAAGGAGUAGAUGGAGAAGAGUGGGGGAAAUUUCUACACACUAAAAACAAGAUCUACACAGAUUUUGAUGAAAUCAGGCAAGAAAUCGAAAAUGAAACAGAAAGAAUUUCUGGCAAUAACAAGGGGAUCAGUGAUGAGCCCAUUCACCUGAAAAUCUUCUCACCACAUGUUGUAAACCUCACACUGGUUGACCUGCCUGGCAUCACAAAGGUCCCUGUUGGAGAUCAGCCCAAAGAUAUUGAGCUUCAGAUCCGUGAGCUGAUCCUGAGAUACAUCAGCAACCCAAACUGCAUAAUCUUAGCUGUCACUGCGGCAAACACCGAUAUGGCUACCUCUGAAGCUUUGAAAGUUGCCCGUGAGGUGGAUCCAGACGGUCGCAGAACACUUGCUGUCGUGACUAAAUUAGAUUUGAUGGAUGCCGGUACUGAUGCAAUGGAUGUACUUAUGGGAAGGGUCAUUCCUGUCAAACUUGGACUGAUUGGAGUGGUCAACAGGAGUCAACUGGACAUCAAUACUAAGAAAAGCGUGGCAGACGCUAUCCGUAAUGAGCACGCCUUCCUACAGAAGAAAUACCCCUCCCUCGCCAACAGAAACGGAACCAAAUAUCUCGCCAGAACAUUAAAUAGGUUGUUGAUGCAUCACAUUAGAGAUUGUCUACCAGAGCUGAAGACACGUAUCAACGUUCUAGCUGCCCAGUAUCAGUCUCUGCUCAGCAGCUACGGCGAGCCGGUGGAGGACCAGAGCGCCACACUACUACAGCUCAUCACCAAGUUUGCCACUGAGUACUGCAACACUAUUGAUGGAACGGCCAAAUAUAUCGAGACAGCUGAACUGUGUGGUGGUGCAAGAAUUUGUUACAUUUUCCAUGAGACAUUUGGCAGGACACUGGAAUCAGUCUACCCUCUUGGUGGACUUACAACCAUAGAUGUGCUUACAGCUAUCAGGAAUGCUACGGGUCCACGUCCUGCUCUGUUCGUGCCUGAGAUUUCAUUUGAGCUGCUAGUGAAGAGGCAGGUGAAGCGUCUGGAGGAGCCCAGUCUGCGCUGUGUGGAGCUAGUGCAUGAGGAGAUGCAGAGGAUCAUUCAACACUGUAGUAACUACAGCACUCAGGAGUUGCUAAGGUUUCCAAAGCUUCAUGAUGCCAUUGUAGAAGUGGUCACCUCUCUGCUCAGGAAGAGGCUACCGGUCACCAAUGAAAUGGUUCACAACCUCGUGGCGAUUGAGCUGGCUUAUAUCAAUACAAAACACCCAGACUUUGCAGAUGCUUGUGGACUCAUGAACAACAACAUUGAGGAGCAGAGACGCAACAGAAUGAGAGAGAUGCCCUCAGCUGUGCCUCGUGAUAAGAUGGCCGGAGGAGCUCAGGGGGAGCAAGAAGGAGGAACAGGGACCUGGAGAGGCAUGCUGAAGAGGGGAGAGGAUGGUCAGGGAGACGAUAAGACUAAAUUGUAUAGCUCCAUCCCAGCCAGCCCUCACAAAGGACAUGCAGUCAACCUACUUGAUGUGCCUGUACCAGUUGCCAGGAAACUCUCUGCUCGUGAACAGAGGGACUGUGAGGUCAUUGAGAGGCUGAUUAAAUCCUAUUUCCUAAUUGUCCGUAAAAACAUUCAGGACAGUGUACCAAAGGCUGUGAUGCACUUCCUGGUGAACCAUGUAAAGGACAGCUUACAGAGUGAGCUGGUGGGGCAGCUUUAUAAACCCGCCGUGCUGGAUGACCUCCUCACAGAAUCAGAGGACAUGGCCCAGCACCGUAAUGAGGCUGCAGAUAUGCUGAAGGCCUUGCAGAAAGCCAGUCAGGUGAUCGCUGAGAUCCGAGAAACACACCUGUGGUGAAGUCCCGUGCAGAUGCACAGCCCCCUUCUUCUCUCACUCAAGCCCUACAGGCUGCACAGGCCCUGUUCCUUCCUGCCUGGAUUUCAGACACCCAACUUGAAAAAUGCACUGGUGUCAAUUUGUAUGUAAUGAAAAUAGUUUUAUUAUGUAUGCGAUGGACUUGAACUACAUUGAGUGCAGCACAUAUCACGUCACAGCUUCACAUCCCAUUCAGUGAUAUCUUCUCUCAUGUAUGUAAGCUACCAUGUAAGCUCCAGAUAAUGUGUGUGGCUUGUUAAAGGACUGUGUGUCCCUGAUGUAGAUAAAUUAAAGGUAGUGAUAUAAACAAACGCCUGAAUUUUUGUGUUCUGGGCUGUGCAAAUAGCUGUGCUCUAACUCGUUUUAAAUGUCAAUACGAUUUUGUUGUACUUAUGCCAUUAUAGUAAUUUAAGAAAGGAAAAGUGUUAUUGCUUCAUUUGCAACUUUUGAAAUGCUUUGAUCUUUCAUAAUAUUAAAAAAAAAAAAAAAAAGUCUACAUUUAGGACCAUUAAGAAUUUGUGCUUUAUCUUUACAGUAAAAAUAUUCUGUUGUAUAAUAUUUUUUUUAUUAAAAUCUG
Messenger RNA from Myxocyprinus asiaticus (Chinese sucker), 2831 nucleotides. RefSeq names its product dynamin-1-like protein. Gene Ontology annotation, biological process: mitochondrial fission; mitochondrial fragmentation involved in apoptotic process. NCBI's taxonomy places the organism in Eukaryota, Metazoa, Chordata, Actinopteri, Cypriniformes, Catostomidae. Gene Ontology annotation, cellular component: microtubule; membrane; cytoplasm. Gene Ontology annotation, molecular function: GTPase activity; GTP binding; microtubule binding. Bases 125 to 2236 code for a protein of 703 amino acids. The record is from RefSeq and is a predicted model, not a curated record. The transcript has 19 exons.